Paramecium octaurelia is the source of this 426-nucleotide messenger RNA. Lineage: Eukaryota; Ciliophora; Oligohymenophorea; Peniculida; Parameciidae. The record is from the annotation of a GenBank genome assembly.
UUUUAUGAUUGCGACUGAGUAAUUUGAUUGUCUUCCAAUUGAAGAGGUUUCUACAAUGUUGGGUUCGAUCUAAAUGAAAGUAUUUAUACCUUUGUAACCUUAGGAAUACCCAAUUUUCGAUGUUUAAAAAGGUGUCCUUACAAAGAAGAAGGUGAAAUACCACAAUUAUGAUGACGAAGAAAUCGAAAUUAGGUUCGAAUGCGAAUAAUCAUAAUAUUGCACUGUGAAUGACAAGGUUGUAAAGAUUCCUCCCAAAGGUAUCCAAGAAUUCUUAUGUUUAGGACUUGAUUUUUUAAGAAUUAGAAUAUUGGUUCCAAGCAAUUGUUAGGAACACUAAAUAUCAUUAACGGUUGAUGCACAUGAUAAACAAACAGGAUUGAUAAAGUAGAAGAUUAUAUUUAAAUUAAAUGUUGUGAAUCCUUGAGG